UUCCAUUUAGUGUGCCUUGGGAGACGCUAGGAACAGGGUGUGCCGACUCUAUGCUUUUUCCGAGAAAUUUGGCAUAAGCAUUCCGUUACAACGUUUUUAAUAAAUUGUUCGUUUCUGUGUUCGAACCCAAAAGAUGUCCGAGAAUAAAAAUGAAAAAAAAGAGCCUCCGCCUCCACUGGACGAAAUAGAUGCCGAGGAGUUGCUGGCCACCACUCAAGCCAAUAUUUCCAAUGAACUGGCCAAGAAAAUCUGGAGUGUGACGACCAGCGACGUUGCCCUGGGAAUACGUGAGUUUCCUGGAGAAAAGCUGCCCUAUGUACCCUCGGAUAUUGGAUCAAUACUGGCACCUCCGGCGGGUUCAAGAAGCGGAAUUGGAAACAGAUUUGGAAGUAAGCAACAUGCGAAUGAAAAUGCCACCGCCCACAUCCUCGAGGUGGGCAGGGCUCUGUACGGAGAGACCUACGGUUUCCCGGAGAAUGAAAGUCCCAACUAUUAUAAGGCAGCCGAGAAUUACUCCCUCUUCGGCGAAUACUUUCUCGACUUUCCCAAGGACACGGCUACUUGUUUUGCAGAUCUGGAGCAGACGUCGGACGGGGACUCUAAGCCGCCACCGGGAUUCGAGCGGGCAACCACCAGGACGUCUUUACCCUUUGAUAAAAACCAAGCCCAGACCAAUGGAGGAGCAGCAGCUCCAGCCUCGGGAUCCAAGUACUCUGGGCCACAGCAGAGACAGGCACCGCGUCCGCAGCAGCCCGUGCAGCAUCGCCAGCCAGGCGAUGAGAAAACAUUUCCCCAGAUGUAUCAAUUUAAUCAGCUGGCACCACAGACUCAGCUUAAUCCUUCGCACCACCAGUCCUGCCCGCACUUGCAUGGUUCCCAUGUCCAGCCGCAGCCACCUGUGGGUUCAGUCCCUCCGUCGAACAUGGCAACAGCUUUACAACAGCAGCAGAAGCAACAUCGUCCGGGUGGAGCCCUCAUAAAUGGCGCUGAAAUCGGAGGAGGCCUGUGUGGCCACAGUCACGUCCAUAAUCAUGGUCAGGGCCAUGCCACUGCCAAUGAGUUCAACUUGUCCCAGCUCUAUCAGCAACUUAUGGCCCGCAACAUGAGGACCAAUCCUCUCCACCACCAGCUGCAUCAUCAGCAGCAGCAUAUGGCCCAGAACCAGCAGCAGCAUCAUCACCAUACAACAACCUGUGCGGCUGCUGCGGCAGCCAUGAUUUAUGCCAACUUUGAGAACCAUAUCCGCCAGUUGCAUCUGCAACAGCAUUUGCAGCAGCAGCAACAGCAGCAACAUCAGCAACAUCAGCAGCAGCAACAACAGCAGCAGCAGCGUCAUGCCCGUAUACCAAGGGGCAUUUACGGCGGUAACGGACAGGCAGGGCCAGGAGCAGCAACAGGAUCAGGAGGUGGAGUAGGCGCCACUCCUUCAACUAGCCAGGAACCUCCAACAACUGGUCACAAAUAAGGUCAGUUAUGGAGAGAAAAAUUAAGGGAACCUCUAAUUAAACUAAUUUUUUAUAUAAAUUUUACACUUAAACAAAAUUUAACACUGUAAUUGGUGAAAUUACAAACAAAACAAACUAAUUUUUCGGUCCAAUCAUUGCUAAUUUUUAAGGUUUCUUGAAUAUAAAACGUAUAGGUUUUUAGGAA
Molecule: messenger RNA, 1650 nt
Organism: Drosophila kikkawai
Lineage: Eukaryota; Metazoa; Arthropoda; Insecta; Diptera; Drosophilidae
Product: involucrin
Source: RefSeq, a predicted model, not a curated record